GAAUUACAAUUUCUGAAAAGUGACUGAUGCUUAAGUGAAAAAAACCGGGUGUUAAGCCUGGCGUCCCCAAGAGUCUGAGGAAGAACCAGGCAACCAGAACUCCUGGCUUUCGAUGCUGGGAAGAACUUUAGGAAUAAAAUCAUGUUUAUCAGGCAGCGCUCCGGAAAUCAGUGACCCGACCCCAGAACGCCAUCAGGCGGAUUCUCGUGGCAAGCCCCCGAUGUCAGAUGGCCCCACAGCUCUUCACCUAGCCCUGAAUUGCACCAAGGACACUCCCCGUUCUGGGCGGGGCGGUCCGAUCCAGUAUGUACUUUCCUUUAACCGGUGCUGGAGCCCAGGGUCCGAAGACCUUGGGUGAUGGAGCUUCUACCGCCCUUCCAGAGGCUCAUCCAGCCUGAAGAGAUGUGGCUCUACCGCAACCCCUACGUGGAGAAUGACCACUUCCCCACCAAGCCUAUGUUUUUGAUUGUAUUUCUGUGUCCUCUCUCCCUGAUCCUUUUGGUUAAAUGUCUCAAGAAGGCAGAUGGGGCCGACACCAAGCAAGCCUGCCUGGCUGCCAGCCUUGCUCUUGCUUUAAAUGGAGUCUUCACCAACACAGUAAAGCUGAUCGUGGGAAGUGCGGACGCUGGGCCUCACCCAUCCCCACUCAGAAAUCAUGUUUAUCAGGCAGCACUCUGGAAAUCAGUGACCGGACCCCAGAACGCCGUCAGGCGGAUUCUCGUGGCAAGCCCCGAUGUCAGAUGGCCCCACAGCUCUUCUGUUCCUUCUAGGCCGCGCCCUGAUUUCUUCUAUCGUUGCUUCCCAGAUGGGCAAGCCAAUUCUGAACUGAUCUGCACCGGGGAUGAGGAGGUAGUCACAGAGGGCCGGAAGAGCUUCCCUAGUGGUCAUUCCUCCUUUGCAUUUGCUGGACUGGCCUUCACGUCCUUCUACUUGGCAGGGAAGUUGCACUGUUUCACUCCACAAGGCCGUGGACAAUCAUGGCGGCUCUGUGCCUUUCUGUCACCUCUCCUCUUUGCAGCGGUCAUUGCUCUUUCCCGAACCUGUGAUUACAAACACCACUGGCAAGACGUGCUGGUUGGAUCCAUGAUUGGCCUUUGUUUUGCCUACCUCUGCUACAGGCAGUAUUACCCUUCCCUGACCGAUGCCGAGUGCCAUAAGCCAUUCCACUGCAAGCGUAUUCUCCCUCCCACACAGGAGAAACUUGGUGUUUCCCAUUAUAGACUUGAUGUUUAGAAACUUCACCUACCUCCCAGGACAACCGCAGCAUUCCAUGCUGACUUGUACCUCUUAACUGCCACAAGUGAGGACACAGGCAAGACAGAACCGUUUGUCUUUCUGCAUUAUCUGCGUAUCUGUACCAUUAGAUAAUCUCUUUUUGGGAAAGACCUUUUGAAAUGUAGAAGAACUAAGUUAAUUGUCAUAAAGGUGGGCUUUUUUAUGAAAUAGAACCCAAGAAACAAAUAAAAAGGAUAGUUAAACCUGAGAAAUUGAGGCCAAGGAGCGAUAUCCUCAUGAAAUUAUUAAGUCAGAAUGACAAAACUUUUUUAAAAGACAGUAAUAUAUAUUCAAGUUACCCAGAUGGUUUUAAAAGCCCAGCUUCUGCCCGCCUACAUCAGAUAUACUGACUGUAUUAGGUUCACUAGGACUGAUUGCAUAGGAAUAUUUUCAGUCAAUCAAACAUUUAUUAAGUAUAAGGUUCCACGUACCAACCUAAGCACUGAAUAUUUUAACAUUUAAAGGCAGAGCUCUUGUGACCUUCCUGCAUAGCUCUGUGUAGCUGUCCUAUCUUUGAAGCAGAAAAACAAAAUGCCUGUUAUAACUAGAGUUGAAACAUCAGAAAACAAGACCCUUUAUAGCCAAGAGCCUCUAAAAUUAGAGCAGAACCAAACUUAUCUUUCCUGUCACUGUUACUUAAGUACUUGAAUAAAAAAUGUCCAAAUACCAGAUCACUGGCCCAUGUUAAAUGUCCUCAGCAGAGCUGCUGGUUUGUAUGUGAAGAUUUUUUAGUGCUGUAGUAAACAUAAUUUGUUGUACAUAUAUAAAGGUCUGAAGAACUCAAUAGGAGUUGAAUUUUAGUGAGUUUAAAGCAUAAAUCCACAACCUCAACUUUGGGCUGUAUCCAUCCAUCUACCUUUCCCAUGAACUCUUGUCAUUAGGGACCAAAGAACGAUAGGUGGAGCCAAAACAAAACUUUCUAUACAUAGUAUUAGCUCGGCCAAUUAAAUUACUUAUUCUUCAUGAAAAGGGGCAGCUAGGUGGUUUAGUGGUUUGAGAGCUUGGCCUAGAGAUGAGAGGUCUUGGUUCAAAUCUAGCCUUAGGCAUUUCCUAGCUAGAUGACCUGGGAGAAGUCACUUAACCCUCAUUGCCUAGCCCUUACAUCUCUUCAGAUUUGGAACCAGUUUACAGCAUUGAUUCUAAGAUGGAAGGUAUGGGCUUAAAAAUAAGUAAAGAACAGUAAAUUUGGAGUCUCAGGACCUGGAUUCAAAUUCUAGUUUUACCUAUUUCAGGCAAGUCAAUUAGCUCUCCAUAAGCCUGAGUUUCCUCAUUUCUAAAAUGAGGGCAUUGGACUAAAUGACCUCAAAAGUUCCCACCAGUUCAAUGUAGAAAUUUUUGUUUCUGCCCGGUUAUGGAGUAAAGGAGAUGAAGGAUUUUUUAAAAGAAACAUUUCUAACACUGAAAGGAAAAGAAGUUGGUCGUUGUCACUCACCAGUGACCUUUAUGGAUGCCCAGAAGGAAUAGAGUUAAGCUAUUCUUUCCGAACUAAUUUUAUGGGACCUACAAAUAUGUAUUUCUCCCAUUUGUUAUGUUUCUGAAAUAAUGUCUGGGCAUUUUCUUCCAGAAAGUGCCAUUUCCAAUGUAUCUGUGCCUCCAAUAAACCCAAUUUUAUGUCAAUACAAAA
Molecule: messenger RNA, 2899 nt
Organism: Monodelphis domestica (gray short-tailed opossum)
Lineage: Eukaryota; Metazoa; Chordata; Mammalia; Didelphimorphia; Didelphidae
Gene: PLPP5
Product: phospholipid phosphatase 5
Biological process (GO): phospholipid dephosphorylation; phospholipid metabolic process
Cellular component (GO): membrane
Molecular function (GO): phosphatidate phosphatase activity
Source: RefSeq, a predicted model, not a curated record